Messenger RNA from Suillus fuscotomentosus, 1128 nucleotides. RefSeq lists its product as uncharacterized. Bases 295 to 1128 code for a protein of 277 amino acids. The transcript is spliced from 3 exons. The record is from RefSeq and is a predicted model, not a curated record. Lineage: Eukaryota; Fungi; Basidiomycota; Agaricomycetes; Boletales; Suillaceae. Gene Ontology annotation, cellular component: cytoplasm.
GUCAGCAUCACCCCGCUUCAUGCACCGAAUGGAUCCGAGAGUUCACAAGGAGAAAUCAAAGAAAACUGCGGGGAAAAUGUGCUGACACGUACAGGAAUUUUGUGACUCGGCUGUUGUUUUCACUCUCACUGGCCACAGCUUGAUUUUAAAUUUAGUGUCAGCCUGAGCUGCCCCAAAUCCGACCAGGCGGCUUUGGCGACCUUCAAGCUGGCCUGUCACGACUUGAUGUGUAAAGAUGAGGUAAAAUUCCAGCAAUACUCACCGUGUACAUCCAUGUGCGCUAAUCAAACUUAGAUGAUUCAGCGAACGAAUGGAUCGGAAACUCAGCCCUGUGCACCGCAGAAGAGUCUCGAUAUUACUACACUGCAGCACUUCACACUGUCUUUACACCCCAUGUCCCAGUACUCCACGAUGCUUCCGCUUAUUAUGUAUGAUAUCGUCUCCAAUCUACCGGGUAAUCACUUUUCACCCAACCCCGCCAAGACAAGGUUCGUGUUGAGCUACAAGAAUCUCCCAUUCGUGACCCUCUGGGUCGAAUACUCGGACAUCCCCAUCGCUACGAAGGCCAUCGGUGCAAAGCCAAACAAACGCCGGGACGGCUCGGAAGUCUAUACUGUCCCCGUUCUCAGCGAUCCCAACACCGGUGCCCUCAUCACGGACUCGCUCGAAAUCGCAUCCUACCUCGACAAGACAUAUCCCGAGAAGCCCAUCUUCCCAAACAGUUCAGAACCUCUGAUACGCGCGUUCGAACCCGCCUAUUUAAGCCUCCUUCAACAUGCUAUCAAGUUUAUCUUCGUGCGCGCCACAGAAAUAUUGAGUCCCGCCAGUGUAAAGUUCUUCAUUAAAGCUCGUACGGUGGACGUCCCGUUGCCUUGGGAUGUGAACCCUGACGCAGACUGGGAGCUACUAGAGAAGGGGCAUAAUACUGUGUACGAAUGGUACCAGAAAACUGAUGGAAAGUGGAUCAUGGGCGACACUUUUUCGUAUGCAGACAUCAUUGUUGCUUCUUGGCUGCUUUCGUACAAACGAGUGCUGAAGGCGGAUGAGUGGCUCAGGGUCAGUUCUUGGAAUGGGGGGAAGUGGACCCAAGUCCUUGCAGAUGUCGAGAAGGAGUGUACAUUAUCUUAG